CACAUGGGUGUGGUCUACUCCGUUCCGGUGUAUCAUCCGCUUGACUUUUUUCCGUAAAACAAUCAAUUUAGAUUGUUUACAGAGUCAAAAUUUUUUCCUGCUGUUAGUUGUCAUGCACUCUCGCAAUAUUGAAGUUCAAGUAUUCUCCAAGUUUCAGUGAACAUUUGGUAUUCAUCAAACUAUUCUUAAUAUUGAGUGAAAUAGAACUAUAUACAUCACACACAGCUUUUCAAGCUUCGAGAUAUAAAUAAAUAUUUAUGUUACUUUUUAUUGAAAGUGUGUUUUCUCAGAUGCUGUAGUGUAGCAUAGUUUUAGAAGAUAAUUAUCUUUGACAAUAUGGUGUGAUUAUCAAUGGUUAUCUAGAAUACAUCAGUCAUCUACUUGAAGAAUAACAUAGGAAAUUCAACAAAAGUAUAUUUGAUUAAUUAACUUGGUUUUAAUCAUGAAUGAACUUGAUACUUUACGGCAAGAGGCUGAAACAUUAAAAAAUGCAAUACGGGAUGCUAGAAAAAAUGCCUGUGAUACCACUCUCGUUCAAGCAACUGCUAGCUUGGAACCGAUUGGACGAAUCCAAAUGCGCACUAGACGUACUUUGAGAGGACAUUUAGCUAAAAUAUAUGCAAUGCAUUGGGGCAGCGAUUCAAGAAAUUUAGUUUCUGCAUCACAAGAUGGAAAACUCAUUGUUUGGGACAGUUACACAACUAAUAAAGUUCAUGCAAUACCUUUACGAUCAUCAUGGGUUAUGACUUGUGCUUAUGCACCAUCUGGAAGUUAUGUCGCUUGUGGAGGAUUAGAUAAUAUAUGUUCAAUAUAUAGUCUGAAAACGCGAGAAGGAAAUGUACGCGUUAGUAGAGAAUUACCGGGUCAUACUGGAUAUCUAUCUUGCUGCCGAUUUUUAGAUGAUAACCAAAUAGUCACCAGUUCAGGGGAUAUGUCAUGUGCAUUAUGGGAUAUCGAAACUGGGCAGCAGUGCACGUCUUUUCUGGGACAUACUGGAGACGUCAUGUCUUUAUCACUUUCUCCAGAUAUGCGAACGUUUGUUUCUGGAGCCUGUGAUGCUAGUGCAAAGUUGUGGGAUAUUCGUGAAGGAUCCUGUAAGCAAACAUUUCCAGGACAUGAAAGUGACAUAAAUGCUGUAACGUUCUUUCCAAAUGGAUUUGCUUUCGCAACAGGAUCUGAUGAUGCUACUUGUAGACUGUUCGACAUUAGAGCUGACCAAGAAUUGGCUAUGUAUAGUCAUGACAACAUCAUUUGUGGUAUAACAAGCGUAGCUUUUAGUAAAAGCGGCCGUUUGCUUCUAGCUGGGUAUGACGAUUUCAAUUGCAAUGUUUGGGACUCAAUGAAAACUGAACGCGCCGGGAUUUUAGCUGGUCACGACAAUCGAGUUUCAUGUCUUGGAGUAACAGAAGAUGGAAUGGCGGUAGCUACCGGAUCAUGGGACUCAUUUUUACGCAUAUGGAAUUAAAUUUAAAAUAUAUCAUGCUAGCUUAAAACAGUUUUUGAUAUAAUUAUUUAUCUUCGUUUUCAGUUUAUGUCGAUGUGAUUGUUAUAAUCAUUGACAUUCUCAAUAAGUGUAGUAUUCGAACGUAAGGAUAAAAUACCAUAACCACGCAUCAAUAUUAAAUAAUAAUUAUAUAGACAUUCAUGCUCAAAAUAAUUUACUUAAAAAGUUAUAUGUGUAGUAUUGUGACACCACAAAUGAAGUAUUUUAUGCUAUUCUAAAUCAAGUCCUCUGAUAUUUGUAAUAAUCUAAUACAAAAUGAUUUAUAAACCAA
Molecule: messenger RNA, 1775 nt
Organism: Trichogramma pretiosum
Lineage: Eukaryota; Metazoa; Arthropoda; Insecta; Hymenoptera; Trichogrammatidae
Gene: Gbeta13F
Product: guanine nucleotide-binding protein G(I)/G(S)/G(T) subunit beta-1
Exons: 7
Coding region: 443-1465 (340 amino acids)
Biological process (GO): G protein-coupled receptor signaling pathway
Cellular component (GO): cytoplasm; heterotrimeric G-protein complex
Molecular function (GO): protein binding; signaling receptor complex adaptor activity
Source: RefSeq, a predicted model, not a curated record